GUGGGCAGGAAGGAAGUCACCAAGGGGAGUUUUGACUCUCUCCUUUCCUCAUAGGCUCUGAGCAGCAGCUUACACAGCCCCAGAACCCCGACCAGGACCCUGAUCCAGGAACCCUGACUGCAGAACCCCAAUCCAGGAGCCCUGAUCCAGUGGCGCAGCCCAGAGCCAGACCCAUUCCUCAGGGCCAGAGCACUCGGGAGCAGGACAGGCUGACCCCAGCAAUGGAGGUGCGGCGGGUGCGGUGGUUGGGUUUGAUUCCAGGGAGGAUGCAAAGGGAAAUUGAUGGGGAAGGGGGUGAGGUUCACAGCUGAGCUCCCCCUGUUGUUGUAGCCUCCACCAUGGCCCCGCUGGGUGAGGAGACGCCCCUGAUCGGGGAGCGCUCCUGCAGCCUCUCCUCAACUGAGACUGGCACCCUCCAAGUGUACCUGUACCACCGGGUGCCCCCUGGCGCUGCUGGUGUCCUCACUUUCACCUUCGGCGAGUACACGGCCGAGGAGCUCUGUGUGCACGCUGCCAAAGCCUGCGGUGUGCUGCCCAUUUACCACCCGCUCUUCUCCCUGGCCACUGAGGACCUGAGCUGCUGGUUCCCUCCCAACCACCUCUUCAAUGUCGAUGAGUCCUGCAGCCAGGUCGUGGUAUACAGGAUCAGGUUCUUGUUCCCCAGCUGGUGUGGGCUGGGGCAGUCCCACCGUUUCCAGCUGCUGAACGACCGGGCCAGCCCUGUCCUGGACUACCCCGUCAUUGAUUACCUUUUUGCCCAGUCCCGCAGUGACUUUAUCGGGGGCCGCAUGGCCAUGGUGCUGAGCCUGCCCCAGCAGGAGGAGUGCCUGGGCCUGGCUGUGCUGGACAUGCUGCGCAUCGCCAAGGAGAAGCACCAGAGUCCCAGCGAGGUCUUCAGCCAUGUCAGCUACAAGUCCUGCAUCCCGGUGCCGCUGCGGUGCCAGAUCCAACAGCAUAGCUUCCUCACCCGCAAGCGCAUCCGGCACCGCUUCAGCAAAUCCCUGCGGAAGCUCGGGGGCUGCCAGACUGAUGGGUGCUGCCUGAAGCUCAAGUACCUGCUGGACCUGGAGCGGCUGCAGCGGCGCUGGGCUGAGGAGAGCUUCCUUGUGCGCACUACCGGCUCUGCCACAGACAUCACCAUCCAUGUGGCCGGUGAAAACGGCAUCUUCUGGAGCUGCAGCGGCUCCGAGAGCCGACAGCACUUCUGUGACUUCCCCGACAUCGCCGACAUCAGCAUCAAGCAGGCGAGUGGGGACGGGGUCGCUGUGGAGAACCGCGUUGUCACCCUCACCAAGACAGACAACCGGGUGCUGGAGGUGGAGUUCCCCUCUUUGCGGGACGCAUGCUCCUUCGUGACCCUCAUCGACGGCUACUACCGACUGACGGCUGAUGCCCACCACUACUUCUGCAAAGAGGUGGCCCCCCCCCGGCUCCUGGAGGACCUGGAGAACCAGUGCCAUGGGCCCAUCAGCUCCGAGUUCGCUGUGAACAAGCUGAAGAUGGCCGGGAGCCAUCCGGGGCUGUUCCUGCUGCGCCGCAGCCCACAGGACUUUGACAGCCUCCUGCUGACCGUGUGCACCGAGACACUCUCCGUCCGGGACUACAAGCGCUGCCUGAUCCGCAGGGACAAGGACGGGAGCUGGGGGCUCUCGGGGAUGCCGCGGCGGUUCUGCAGCCUGCGGGAGCUGCUGGGCACCUAUAGGCACUGUGGGCUGCAGGCGGAGGGUGCCCCCAUGAGCCUGGCUGCCUGCUGCCCCCCCCAGCCCAGAGAAAAGUCGAACCUGCUGAUCGUGCGGAGCAGCUGCCCCCACCCCCCCAGCUCCCCCUGUGCUCCCCACCGCAGCCUCAACCAAAUGAUGUUCCACAAGAUCGACCCCCAGAGCCUUGUUCGGGGCGAGAGCCUGGGGCAGGGCUCCUUCACCCACAUCUACAAGGGCAUCAAGCGGGACCAGGGGGAGGACGGGUGCCAUCAGACCACGGUGGUGCUCAAGGUGAUGGACAGCAGCCACCAUAACUGCUCUGAGUCCUUCCUGGAGGCCGCCAGCAUCAUGAGCCAGCUCUCCCACAAACAUCUGGUCCUGCUGCACGGCGUCAGCCUUGGGAAGGACAGUGAGCGCUGGGGUGAUGCGCAGGAGCCAUGGGAUGUGAAUGUGCUGGACCUGACUGUUCUGUCCCCCUUAGGUAUCAUGGUGCAGGAGUACGUCAGGUAUGGACCGCUGGAUCUCUACCUGAAGAAGAAUCAAGGUGAGGGCAAGGUGACGACGAGCUGGAAGCUGCAGGUGGCCAAGCAGCUGGCAUAUGCCCUCAACUACCUGGAGGACAAGAAAAUCACGCACGGCAACAUCUCAGCUAAGAAGGUGCUGCUGACGCGGGAGGGGGAUGUGGCCAGCGGCAGCCUCCCCUUCAUAAAACUCAAUGACCCUGGAGUCAGCGUCUCCAUCCUGACCAAGGACAUGCUGGUGGAGCGCAUCCCCUGGCUGGCCCCCGAGUGCCUCCGGGACCCCAAGAGCCUGGCUCUGCCUGCUGACAAGUGGAGCUUCGGGGCGACCCUCUGGGAGAUCUUCAGUGGUGGGAAUAUGCCUGUGAGCCUGCUGGAGCCCCAGAAGAAGCUGGAUUUCUAUGCGAGUAACCUCCAGCUCCCUGCACCCAAGUGGACUGAGCUGGCCACGCUCAUCGCGCAGUGCAUGGACUAUGAGCCCUGGUGCCGGCCCUGCUUCCGUGCCCUCAUACGCGACCUCAACAGCCUCAUUACCUCCGACUAUGAACUGCUCUCAGACCUGUCCCCUGCUGAUGCGGUGCUGCGGGACAGCUUCUGGGGGUGCGAGCCCCUUGCCAUGUGCCAGGACCCCGCAUGCUUUGAGGAGCGGCACCUCAAGUACAUCUCACUGCUGGGCAAGGGUAACUUUGGGAGCGUGGAGCUGUGCCGCUAUGACCCUCUGGGUGACAGCACGGGUGAGCUGGUGGCUGUGAAGAAGUUGCAGCAGGAUUCGGCCAAGGAGCUGAGGGACUUUGAGAGGGAAAUCCAGAUUCUGCACUCGCUGCAGCACGACUUCAUCGUCCAGUACCGGGGGCUCUGCUACAGCCGGGGAUGCCGCAGGCUGCGGCUGGUGAUGGAAUACCUGCCCAACGGCUGCCUGCGGGACUACCUGCAGAAGAACCAGCCCCGCCUGGACCACAGGGCCCUGCUCCUCUACGCCUGGCAGAUCUGCAAGUCCCUGGGUUGCUGUGAGCGGCUGCAUCUUGGGCAGGGCAUGGAGUACUUGGGCGCGCAGCGUUGUGUGCACAGGGACCUGGCCAGCAGGAACAUCCUUGUGGAGAGUGAAACCCAUGUCAAGAUUGGGGACUUCGGGCUGGCCAAGCUGCUGCCAAAGGACAAGGACUAUUACGUGGUGCGGGAGCCCGGCCAGAGCCCCAUUUUCUGGUAUGCACCCGAGUCCCUGUCGGACAAUGUCUUCUCUCAAGCAUCUGACAUCUGGAGCUUUGGGGUCCUCCUCUAUGAGCUCUUCACCUACAGCAACAAGAUCAGGAGCCCCUCAGAGGAGUUCCUCCGCAUGAUGGGCACUGAGAAGACGGCGCAGAUCAUCUGCCACUUGCUGGAGCUCCUCAAGGACAACAGGCGCCUCCCGGCACCAUGUGGCUGUCCUGAGGCGGUCUACACACUGAUGCUGACUUGCUGGGCCUUCACCCCCAGUGCCAGACCCACCUUUGGAGAGCUGGUCCCCAGGAUUGAGGUGCUGCGGGAUGGACGGAGCAAACUCUGAGGGAAGUGACCCCAGUUCCCCCCAUCCCUCCCCAGCACCAGGCACACAGCAUGUGGAUGCUUCACUUGGCUUUACUGGCUACAGGGACAUGCUCCCCAUCACCCUCCCCAUGUAGUGCCACUCUGGCUCCCCCUUUUUUCCCCUCUUCUGCCUGUCACUAACUCCACCACAGUGGGAUUUGGGGUUCUAGUAAAGUUUGGUUUGUUUGCUUUCCA
Molecule: messenger RNA, 3976 nt
Organism: Pezoporus occidentalis (night parrot)
Lineage: Eukaryota; Metazoa; Chordata; Aves; Psittaciformes; Psittacidae
Gene: JAK3
Product: Janus kinase 3
Exons: 23
Coding region: 339-3761 (1140 amino acids)
Biological process (GO): protein phosphorylation; cytokine-mediated signaling pathway; growth hormone receptor signaling pathway via JAK-STAT
Cellular component (GO): cytoskeleton; membrane; cytosol
Molecular function (GO): ATP binding; growth hormone receptor binding; non-membrane spanning protein tyrosine kinase activity
Source: RefSeq, a predicted model, not a curated record